AUGUCAAUUUCCAAAUCAGGUGAUUUGAAGAAGCGAUUCGGUGACUGGGCAGUAGUGACAGGAGCAACAGAUGGUAUUGGAAAAGAAUAUGCCAAAGAAUUUGCAAAAAGAGAUAUGAAUCUUAUUCUAAUUAGUAGAUCAAUGGAAAAACUAUGCAAGACCAAGGAUGAAUUACAAUUGCUCAAUUUCAAUAUUCGUAUUAAAGUCAUUGAAGUUGACUUUAGCAGAGGAAAAUUCGAAUAUGAAAAAAUUCGCAAUCAACUGAAAGAUAUCCCUGUUGGAAUAUUGAUAAACAAUGUUGGGGCACUCUCUGAAUAUCCAAUGUAUUUUGGAGAAACUUCUGAAAGUAACUUGUGGGAAAUGAUUAACGUUAAUAUUGGUGCACCGACGUUUAUGACUCAUUUAAUUAUCGAAGACAUGAAGACAAGGAAAAAAGGUGCUAUUGUCAAUAUCUGUUCGAGUUUGGAUACGUACCCUUCGCCUUUAUUAAGCGUUUACGCAGCAACUAAGACAUACGUUCGAUAUUUUACGGAUGCAUUACGUGAAGAAUAUUCUAAAUAUGGAAUUAUGAUACAAAGACUUUCGCCUUACUAUGUAAACACAAAAAUGGUUGCUUAUUGCCAGCUAGUUAAGAAAUCUUCAACACUUUUUCCUACUGCUGCAACUUAUGUAAAAAAUGCUAUCGAAAUUAUAGGAAAAUUGAAUUCUGGGAGCGGUUAUUGGAUCCAUGACGUGAUUAAAUUCUUUGUAUCAUUUCUUCCAAUGGUUUUGAAGAAAAAAAUUAUUUUUGCUCACACAAAUGCUGAAAGAAACGCCUAUUUGAAAUUGCUGCAAUCGAAAGUAAUUGAAGAGUAGACACUUCCCUGUACGACUUCUUGACAAAAUUGUGAUUGGCAUCGCGUCAAGCUAAGAAUAUCAAUAUUGACUUCUAAUACAAUUUUUAAUAAUUUUCGUGAUGUAGAU
This is a messenger RNA of Phymastichus coffea, 963 nucleotides long. RefSeq names its product hydroxysteroid dehydrogenase-like protein 1. Gene Ontology annotation, cellular component: endoplasmic reticulum. Gene Ontology annotation, molecular function: oxidoreductase activity. The record is from RefSeq and is a predicted model, not a curated record. The transcript is spliced from 4 exons. NCBI's taxonomy places the organism in Eukaryota, Metazoa, Arthropoda, Insecta, Hymenoptera, Eulophidae. Bases 1 to 855 code for a protein of 284 amino acids.